AUGCCUGGCCUCUACAAGCAGCUGGAGUUCCAGGCUCUGCAAGUGUUCCCACUCUUCCUGGUAUCCAGCCCUGGUAAUCACCAAAACCUGGUGCAAUGUGGACUCCUGUUCCCAGAGCAGAUCUAUCGGAUUAUUUAUAAUUUUGCAAGGAGGAUCCAGAACAAAAUCAAAGAUCUUCUACAGCAAAUGGAAGAAGGGCUGAAGACAGCUGAUUCACAUGAUUGCUCUACCUAUACUGGUUGGACAAGCAUAGCCCUUUUGUACCUGCAGUUGUACCGAGUCACGUGUGACCAGACCUACCUGCUCCGAUCCCUGGAUUACGUAAAGAGGACCCUUCGGAAUCUGAAUGGCCGCAAGGUCACUUUCCUCUGUGGAGAUGCUGGGCCCCUUGCUGUAGGAGCUGUGGUAUAUCAUAAACUCAAAAGUGAUUGUGAAUCCCAGGAAUGCAUCUCAAAACUUUUGCAGCUCCAGAGAACCAUUGUCUGCCAAGACUCAGAGCUUCCCGAUGAGCUGCUCUAUGGACGGGCAGGGUACCUGUAUGCCUUACUCUACCUGAAUACAGAGAUCGGUCCAGGCACCGUGUGUGAGUCUGCUGUUAAAGAGGUUGUCAAUGCUGUUAUUGAAUCAGGCAAAGCCUUGUCAAGGGAAGAAAGGAAGGCUGAGCGCUGUCCCCUGUUAUACCAGUGGCACAGGAAGCAGUAUGAUGGUGCUGCUCACGGCAUGACUGGGAUCUACUACAUGCUACUGCAGCCAUCAGCAAAAGUGGACCAAGAAACCUUGACAGAAAUGGUGAAACCUAGUAUUGAUUAUGGGCACCACAAAAGAUUCCAAUCUGGGAAUUAUCCAUCUUCAUUAAGCAGUGAAACAGAUCGAUUGGUCCACUGGUGCCACGGUGCUCCAGGUGUCAUCCACAUGCUUAUGCAAGCCCACAAGGUUUUUAAAGAGGAAAAAUACCUGAAGGACGCCAUGGAGUGCAGUGAUGUGAUAUGGCAGCGAGGCCUGCUGCGGAAGGGCUAUGGCAUCUGCCAUGGGACUGCAGGAAAUGGCUAUGCUUUCCUUUCCCUUUACCAUCUUACGCAAGAUAAAAAGUACCUCUACCGAGCUUGCAAGUUUGCAGAGUGGUGUCUUGAGUAUGGAGCACAUGGGUGCCGCAUUCCCGACAGACCCUAUUCUCUCUUUGAAGGAAUGGCCGGUGCGAUUCACUUUCUCUCUGACAUCUUGGCACCAGAGACCUCGCGGUUUCCAGCGUUUGAGCUCAGCUCUUCACAGAGGGAUGAGAAAGUGCAGGGAGACUAGAGGCCUGUUUGGGCCCAGAGCUACCAGAUUGCUGAACACUGGGCAUAGAACCAACUGCAAAUCCUGAGAAAAAGGAGAAGAAACACCCUCACAGGCCCCCUUGUGUCGCAAAGACCCUCAAGUUAAGAGCAUGAGUGACAGAAACCAUCCCAUCAGUGUUUUGUAACAAGCGUUCCCCUUGUCGGUGUUGGACAUGAAAUAUGCACACCCAAUUCUCUGUAGCAUUUGCAUGUUUCUUGGUGUGUGUUUGUAAGUUGUUCUAAACAGAAAGCCCUUCUCUUCCCCAGAGCCAGGAGCUGUCUUUACAUGGGAGCAGGCGGCAACCCCUCCUCAGUAGAUGAUUCCUGAAGAGGGGUGUCUGCUGUGUUGACAAACAGGAAGUCAGGUGGUGUCUCUCUUCUGUAUGGGGAAGAUUCUCUAACGUGAUAGCCUAGUGAUAAUACUUUUUUCAGCAUUUCUUUGGGGAACCUUUCAGAUGAGCAGGAGGAAGAAACCACUCCAAAACCUGAAAAGAAACAGAACAGAUGGGAGGGGAAUGGUUGGGGGUGUAAGCCUUUCCGCACAGUAGUUGAACUCUUCCUCUUUGUAUUUCAAGCUCACCUUAGUGUCUUUAAGAGCUGAAUGGAGGGCACUGUAGCCCUCCUAGAACCCCCCCCCCCCCCCCCCCGUUCUCAGCAGAGGUCAGGCGCUCUGUGUGAAGUUCCAGAGGCUCCUUGCAGUCCAAGGCCACAGCUGCCCUUGGGGGUGGGCUUCAUGGCAUCAGCGACAGCAGUCCAGGGAAGCCUUUUCAUGGUGACAUUGUACGUCAGGUAGCAGUGACUGAGAAUUGGCAAUUUUGGAUUCUGUGUGUAUUAUUAGAACAGACUGUACCUCAAUUUUGUCAACAUUGUAACUUACUGUUCUAAGUUCAAUGAUACAAUUCCAGAUGGGUGAUAAAUAGGAAAAUUUUCAGCUCUUCCCCUGUCCCUGCAAUUAAACUUAUUUCAAAAUA
Messenger RNA from Manis javanica (Malayan pangolin), 2287 nucleotides. The record is from RefSeq and is a predicted model, not a curated record. Lineage: Eukaryota; Metazoa; Chordata; Mammalia; Pholidota; Manidae.